Messenger RNA from Actinia tenebrosa (Australian red waratah sea anemone), 2454 nucleotides. Its product is annotated as protein C-mannosyl-transferase DPY19L1. The record is from RefSeq and is a predicted model, not a curated record. Lineage: Eukaryota; Metazoa; Cnidaria; Anthozoa; Actiniaria; Actiniidae. Gene Ontology annotation, molecular function: mannosyltransferase activity. Gene Ontology annotation, cellular component: nuclear inner membrane.
CAAAAAGAACAAAGGCGGUCUAAAAAGUACGGAGCAGUUAUUUAGUUCUAUUUGUUUAUAAACUUUUUUAGGAUUCUCAACAUGACUUUAAAGAAGAAAAGAGGACCCAAUACGCCUCAUGCUAAGUCUUCAAACCCUGGAAAUUCCAAAAAGUCCAGCGCCAAGGCUGGAACAAAGUCUCGAGGAGGAGAAAUGUUGGGCUCAUUCAAUGGAGUUGGAUAUUUCAUGUUGGUGAUAUUUCUCGCUUUUUGCGCCGGAGUAUUACAUAGCAAGCACGUUUCACACAUGUUCGAAAAUGAACGAUUCUUUUCGCAUCUUUCUGCGUUAGAAAGAGAACUGUCCUUCAGAACUGAAAUGGGCCUAUACUAUUCCUAUUACAAGACAAUAGUUGAAGCACCUAAUUUUUUUGAUGGUGUUUAUGAUAUCAUGCACUGUAAUGUUACUGAGUUUCCAGACACUGUCAACACUCUUAAAAGAUUUAACUUAUAUCCAGAAGUAGUAUUGGGCUUCAUGUUUCGCUGCUAUGAACAAUUAGCCAGUUAUUUUAAUUAUCAAACUAAAGUUUGUUAUACGGUUAAUAGAGGACAAGGCCUACCCCCUGUACAAAGCUGUGAAGGUCUUGGAGAAUUGUCAUUUUUCUACGUGUUUUUUAUCUUUUCUUUGAGUGGUCUCAUGAUGGCUUGCUUCUUCAUUCUAUGUUAUUAUCUAAGUGGUAGCAUUCUUGGAGGCAUUCUUGGAACACUGUGCUACUUUUACAACCAUGGUGAAGCAACAAGAGUCAUGUGGACACCACCAUUAAGAGAAAGCUUUUCUUACCCUUUCCUAGUAGCACAGCUUCUGGUUGUCACAUACACAAUCAAAUCAGUUACAGUAAAUUGGUGGAAUAUAUUACUUGUUGCUGUUACUACCAUCACAUUCAUGAUACCUUGGCAGUUUGCACAAUUCGUUCUCCUAACUCAGACUUGUGCCCUGUUUGGACUUUAUGCCUUGAGGUUCCUGACAUCACACAAGCUUUGUAUCAUUCUUUAUGGACUUGCAAUUGCACAUGCUGUCAAUUUUGUUUUCCAAUUUGGUAAUUCUAUGCUUCUAAGCUCAUUCUUCUUGUCAGCCUUAAUCUCAACACUGGUCAUUGCCAAACUUGAAACACCCAUAAGUAAGCUGCCAAACCAGAUUUGCAUUUGGCUCGUGCAAGCAGUAAUAUUCGUAGUAGGUACCUUUUCAAUAAAGAUCUCAAUCGCAAAAUCAUUGGGCAUUGAGGAUGACGCGCAUAUUGUUAGUAUUCUCAAGUCAAAGUUCUCCAACUAUCAAGAUUUUCAUACAUCACUUUAUACGUGCGCUCCUGAGUUUGAUUUUAUUGAACGAGAGACGUUCACAAAACUGUCCAAGACACUGCUUCUGCCCGCCGCCAUACUUUCUCUUGCAGUAGUUUUAAGCAAGAUUGCUAUCGAUGAGUGGAAGUUUUGGUUUGGUACUGGUACAAAGUCCGAGACAAAAGAAGAGAAGGAAGAAGAGUCACCGAAUGAUGUACAGCCAAAUCCAAAACCAAAUGCAGAGUAUUUCUACCACGUAUUACAAGCUAUUGCUUUUAUCAUGAUGGCUGUUAUAAUCAUGCGCCUCAAGCUGUUUGGAACACCAGCAUUAUGUGUCCUCGCAUCUUUGCUAGCAUCAAGAAAGUUCUUUGGUUUUAUUGGCGAUAAACGAAGACAUCAGGCCAUUGUCAUUUGUCUCAUCGCCAUGAUGACGGUACAGGGAUACCAAAACCUAAGAGUGCAAUUCAAUACAUCAGGGGAGUACAAUAAUCCCGAUCUCGAAGACUUAGUUGAGUUUAUCACUACAAGAACAUCAAGGGACUCGGUAUUUGCUGGUGCAAUGCCUACUAUGGCUACAGUUAAACUGUGCACGAAACGAGCCAUAGUGAAUCAUCCUCAUUACGAAGAUGUGGGAAUAAGAGAAAGAACACACAAGGUUUAUCAGAUCUUUAGUCGCAAGCCUCCAAAAGUCGUAUGGAAUACUCUGAACUCAAUGGGUGUUACUCACGUGAUCGUAGACUCACAAUGGUGUUUAGGGAGACCAAAGCCUGGUUGUGGUAUGGUGGACAUGUGGGACCGUGAGGACCAAAAAAACAGAAACAGGCCAGCUUGUUGUAUGUUAAUCGAGGAAAAUCCUGCACCUUUUAAGAAAGUCUUUAAAAACAAGAAGUAUUCAAUAUUUCAGUUGCAUAGUAAAUAACUAUUUAAACUGCUAAAGUAAAUAAUUCCAUACAAAUCAUUAGAUAAACGUGAAUAACACUAUAAAAUAUAAAUAAAAAUAUAUAUAAAAUAUACGUUGUUAGGCAUCAGUAUACUGUCACAAUCAGAUGUAAAGCUAUUUUUUGUGAAGCACUUGUAGCAGCUAGUUUUACGGCUUUUUUUACUCCGACGAAUAUUAAACAUCCAACACUUCAGUAGUUACAAA